This is a messenger RNA of Cuscuta campestris, 5719 nucleotides long. The record is from the annotation of a GenBank genome assembly. NCBI's taxonomy places the organism in Eukaryota, Viridiplantae, Streptophyta, Magnoliopsida, Solanales, Convolvulaceae.
CUUUCUCUACUGCCGAGAAUUGCACCAUAAACUUUGAAUUACUUUCCUUUCUCACUAGGCUUUUCUCCAUUGCCGUCUAUGAGGGUGAGAAAGAGAAAUUUCUCCAUUGAGGAUAUUUUCUUGGUGUUUUUCUCAGACAGUGAACUUGAAAACUUUCUUAUUUUGAGAGUUGUUUGUGAUGGAAAUGGAUUGGCAUAUCUUGAUUUAAAUAGGGGAGGAGGAGGUUCACGGGUUCCAUUAAGUGGGUAGUUGGAACGAUGGCUUCUCGUACAUGUUAGACAAUGCUUCCAUAAUUCCCUUCGCUGUCUUCUCCUUCAGAAUGUUGAAUGCAACAUUCUUCGUCAACGAGAGACGGAUCACGGAUAUAGCUUUCCGAUCCAAACCUGCCCAAUCUGCAUCCGACAUCUUUUCUGGCUUGUCACCCAAUACCACAAUUGGAUGGCGGGACGGCGGCGCUAGCGAUCUCGACGGACGGUUCCCCACAACGGCGGCGGCUCCUUCUGCCACUGCUCCUGCGUGCGGCGGUCUGUGCGCAAACGACGGCGGCGAUCUGGGACCUCGACGACGAUUGGGUCAGCGUCGGCUCGUUCUGCGUGCGGCUAUCGGUGGCGGCGAUCGAGAUGGCGACGCGGCGGCAACUGGGUUGGCGGCUGCACCUUUAGAUUUGGACGGCUGCUCCACAGCGACAGCGGCUCGAACAGGGGACGGCGGCGCACCAACUGGAUUGUAUGGGCUGAUGGAGCAUACUCUUUUGGCAAGGGAGAUCUCUGGUCUUUGGAAAGCUUAUGCAGAUGCUACCAAGGCUCCCUUUUCAGCUGCCCCUCUCUCUUUGCAGCAGGUGCUGUUAAGUUGGUGGUUUUCUUCUAACAAGAAGAGAAUUUUGGGCAAUGUGAGGUUUGUUCUUCCUGGGCUGCUGAUCUGGAACAUUUGGAAGGCAUACAACUCCUGCAUUUUGGCAAAGGCUAGGCUCUCCAUUCAUCUUGAAAGCAAACGGUAUGACUUCCACCUUUCCGAUUCUCUCCAUAUUUCAGAGCUCAAGAAAGGUGCAGAUAAGAAUGGUUUAAAGUGCUUUAUCAAAGCCCUUUCUAGGUCUCUGGAAGAAAUGAAUUUUUUUGCCCCUAUUGCACAAUCAGAGCUUCCCUUAGCCACUGCAAGUCCGGCCCAUAUCGAAGAUUCUGAGGUUCCAAGAAUCACAACACUCCCCCCGGAUAGUGGAGUGACCCAUGGUAGAAGUGAGGACCCAGUUUCUGCUGGGUGGCAAGACCCAUUAGUUGAUGCCCUUGAUAUCUGCUCUGUUGUGCAGGAGGAUUGCACUUCGUCCAUUCCAGGCUUACUUUUUCAAAUAGACAUCCUUGAUCUAUGCAGCAAAGAAAAGGUUUUAGAAUUAUGUUGCAAGGGAUAUUUUGAAGAGGAAUUCAAACUUCUAGAGCCCCUGUUCACAGAACACUUUGAGUCUUACUUCAAGGAAACCUCUUGCUAUAUUAGGGAAGCAUUGACUAUAGGGCUGGUUCGUGACAAGCUGCAGAAGGGGAUUUUGAAAAAUGGUAAGGGUAAAGCCUUCAGGAUGACAAGACAGGUGGCUAAAAGCAUCGAGGUUGUUGAUUCUGUCAACAUCAAGGAGCUUAAGAGGGAUGUUUCUUCAUUUCUCUCCACCAGAUUUGGGGUUUUCCUCUACUGCUUUAAGAGAAGGUGGAGGAGACAGAGCUCAGGGCCUUUCAGUAACGAAGCCGGUCAGAUUUUUUUAUCAAUUGAAAGCAAAGAUUUUGUGAUCUCAGCAGAUGGGCAGUGCAUCAGUAUUUCCGAAUCAAAAUCCGGUAAGAUCCGUAUUCUAUCCAUUUCAAGGAUUUUAGCCACACGUUUGAUUGACAUCCUAAGAAGGUCGGAUUACUCAGAAGAAUCUUGGGAAAUCACUUGUUAUGAUGGAGAUUCUUCCCUCAAAGUGGUAUGGGAAUCAAAUAGGUUUGGACAUUAUGCUAGACUUUCUAAUAAAGGGAGCUCUCACAUUUUCAUACCUGUUGGUUUCUACUUAUCUGGAAUUAGGCUCUUUAGCAAAGGUUUAGCUCAAUUUCUUAGGGCAUCAGAAGAUAGGAUUUUGGAGAGUUGCCAACCGCCACUUCUAAAUGGAACUACUAGAAUAUCCGGGAAUGCUAAAAUAGACAGGGAUGAAGGAUGGAGAUGCGCGCAAAGUGAGAGGCUUUAUGGUAGAGAAGAGGAAGGACAGACGGAAUCUACGAAUAAGGCUUUCAUGGAUUCAGCACUGAAAUUGGAGUUCGAAAGAACUCAAUCACACUCCACAGAUGAAAAAAUAGACCAGGAGAGUAUGAAGCAGUUUGAUCAAGUAAUUAAGGACAACCUCAACCUCUUCAGGAAAUCCAUGGCUAACACAAAGUUCUUACAUGCUCUAAACAAGGGACAGAUACUCGGUUACUCAGAGGAAGUCGUUCGGGUUACUAGAGAGACAAUGAAGAGCUUUGAAUACAUAGAUGCGGCAGUAGUUCAAGGAGCGAAAUACCCAGUCUACCUUGCUUAUGCCAACGAGGAUAUGUUUCUUAGGGAUUCAGAAGAUAGGAUUUUGGAGAGUAACCAGCUGCCCCUUCUAAAUGGAACUACUGGAAUAUCAGGGAAUGCUAAACUAGACAGAGAUGAUGGAUGGAGAUGCACCCAAAGUGCAAGGCUUUAUGGAAGAGAAGAGGAAGAACAGAAGGAAUCGGCGAAUAAGGUUUUCACAGAUUCAACAUUGAAAUUGGAGUGCGAAAGAACUCAUACACACUCCACAGAUGCUGAAAUUGACCGGGAGAGUAUGAAGCAGUUUGAUCAAGUCAUUAAGGACAACCAUGCUCUAAACAAGGGACACAUACUCAAUUACUCAGGGGAAGUCGUUCGGGUUACUAGAGAGGCAACAAAAAGCUUUGAAUACAUAGAUUCAGCAAUAGUUCAAGGAGCGAAGUACCCGAUCUACCUUGCUUACGCCAACGAGGAUAUGGAUGCAGUUCUCAAUCAUUUAUGCAGAAAAUCUGAUAGUUUGGUAGUGCUGAAUCCUGCUGCAACAAGAUGUCUACUCUGGUUUGAUUUCUGGUCCGUCAGCAUAACUGCUAGUAGGGAGGAAGUUGUUUCUUCAAUCUUCCAUGUUCCCGCUGCAAUGAAGGUGCCAUCCCCUCUGCAUAGAACUGCGGUUGCCACCCCGUUGUGUUUGAGGAGGAUGAGUCUGCCACUUGUGGCUGAGAAGUCUGCCCUGCCAGCCCUUCAACUUAUUGUUAAAUUGAUCAAUGAGUGUUUGGCAGUACUGAGCUCUGUUAAUCCCUCUGAAUAUUUGAACACCCAAGUAUUUAAAGGGCAGAAUUCCAUGGUUCAUGCCAAGGGUAUUGCACAUGUAGUUGAUUCUAUGGUUGCCCUAAAAAAAUGGCCAGUGAAACCAUCAGGCCCUGGAGAGCUGUCUGGACAAAGGUCCCAGAUUGGUGUUUUAACCUCUUCCAUAGUUGGGAGGCUGCAAAGGGAGAGGUUGUCAUUAGGGUUCAGGAUGAGGGGAAUAUUUUCCAGGAUGUCCGGGCAAAGGUCAGUGUCUUCAUGUGUGAAGAGGGUACUGAAGAAAGAGGUGGCCUCUGAAGCAAUGUCAUCCCACUCAGCUUCUUCAGCUAGUUUAAGUAUAUCCUCCUGUUUGGUUCUGUUCUUGAGGAUGUUCCCAAAGGGUGAGGAAAGAGGGGCUAGCAGUCCAACAGUUAAGGAAUUUAAAGGGAAAAGGACCCUUGAAAUUACCAUUGGUAAUUUUGAGGAGGAUUGGGGAGUGGUCAGAACUUUGGCUAAGUGUUCAGAAGAGAUUAGGCAGUUAAGGUUGCCCAGGGGAAUCUUAGCCAUUGGAGGGGAAAAAUGCUUGCAGGAAGCUGAGUGUCUGUUGAUUCCUUUGCACAUUUUGCAGAAACCAGGGAGGUUUUCGAAUUCUGCUUGCAGAAGAAACAAGGUCAUGGCUGGAAGAUUAUUUCAAGCGGGAAUAUCCGAAGGACAAUCCACUACUCAUCCUCCACUCUUUGACGGCACAAACUUUGCAUAUUGGAAGGAAAGAAUGCGGAUCUUUGUUCAAUCCAAUGAUUACAAAUCAUGGAUGGUCAUCAAGUAUGGAGACACAUCUCCCUACAAGAUCGUUGAUGGAGUACGAGUGCCCAAGUUGGAAUCCGAGUAUGAUGAAAUGGAUAAAAAGAAUGUGAUGCAAAAUUCCAAAGCCAUCAACUAUCUUUAUUGUGCGGUCAAUCCGGAUGAUUACAGAAAGAUUUCACGAUGCAAAACCGCAAAUGAAAUGUGGAACAAGCUAGAAUUAACUUAUGAAGGUACUACUCAAGUGAAGGAUGCUAAAGUUGAUUUAUUGCUUCAUGAGUAUGAAUUAUUCUCAAUGAAAGAGAAUGAAUAUGUUGAUAGUUAUUUUGAGAGAUUCUCAAAUAUUAUCAAUAAUCUUGACACACUCGGAAGGCACUACACGGAUAAUGAGUUAGUUCGGAAAAUCUUACGGUGUAUGACUCCUGAGUGGAAAUCCGAGGUUAGAGCCAUUAGUGAAGGAAGGGACUACAACACCUUGACCUAUGACACUCUACGGGGAAAGCUACUUACCUAUGAAUCUUCUACGCUUUAUCCUCUGGGAGACAACAAACAAAAGAAGUCCAUUGCUCUAAAAUCCACCAAGGAGAUUGAAGAGGAAAAUCAAAAUGAAGAGUCAAGUGAUGUAGAAGACAAUCCCGAACUUGCUCUUGUUAUCAAACGCUUCAACAAAUUUGUCAAGAAAAAUUUCAAGACUAGAAGGGACAAAUCAAAGAAGGCAACACCACCCAAAUGCUAUGAAUGUGGUGAAUUGGGACAUAUCAAGCCCUAUUGUUUAACAUUGAAGCAAGACAAGGACAAGAAGAACAAGAAGCAUCGAAAGAUUACCAUUUAUCAUGGUUCUAAUAGUUGGGGAGGUUAUCUCAGGAUUCUUGAAUCGAGAAGAGAAGGGAACACUUCCAUUUUCGUUCCUACGGACAAAGGGGGUUUGGGGUGUUUCUUGAAGGCCAUUGAUGCUUUCAUUGGUUCUUGUUCAUUAGGGAACUCUUCUUUUCUUGUGGAUUCUCCUAAGGCAGUGCAGGUUUUAGAUGUUUCCUCCUCCUCAGGGCAAGGUACUAGACCUCUACCUAUGUUGGCAGGGGGUUCUAACAGUCUAGUGGACAAGGAAGAGAUUGGUACUCCUCUGCAGCAUGAAGAUUCUCCAGGUGUAGAGCCAGCUAGAAACUUGCCACUCAGCCACGAAGAGCAACUGCUAAUUGAUGGGCUGCUUAGCCAAACUCCGAAGAUGGAAGCUUCGAAUUGGGAGGACUCUAUACAACCGGAACUGGAUCUCAUGCUUAUAGAUGACAAAGUGGAAGAAUAGGCAGGAGGGGAUUUUCAAAAACAAUAUGAGAUGCUUAAGCCCAUUUUCGAACAACAUAUUAGCGAUGACUUCGAGAACUCCCUUUGGAUGAUCAAGGAAGCAUUACGUUUGCCCUUCAUCAAGGAAAAGAUCCAAAAGGGGCUUGUUUCAACUCUUCAGGGUAAGGCUUUAAAAGUGACAAGGGAGGCCAUGAAGAGUGCGCAAUGCAUAAGAGCUAUUAAGCUGAAAGGUACGCGACAUCCAGUUCUCCUAGCCUGCGCCAACAUUGAUGUACCGAUCAUAACGCCAUUGUGUGAACAUCUCAUCGACUACGAAUAAAAGGGAGGUAUACAU